GAGAACAUUUUAUUAAUUAGAAGACACAUUGUCGUAAAUAUCUAGCUGAAUGGCGUAUAAUGCGAGACAAGUGAUACAAAGAAAUUCUAUGGUUAACAAAUAACGCGGUUAAGGUUAUGUUAUUUUUGAACUCUAAUUGUGACCCGCAGACAUUAGUUUAAACAGUAUAUUAAAUGAUUUUGAAGCUUCGCUUCGACCUUUGUUAUUUUUUAAGUGUAUAGUUGUAAUCAUAUAUAAUGAACGCAGAAUCUAGUGGCGCAAAUGAAGAACGCGCUUAUUUUUUAUCAGUUCUUUCAACAUUUAGAAGCUACAGAGAGCAGUCUUUGUCAAGGAUUAAGCGUAAAGAAACAUGUCUGGACAAUCUACCUUAUCACCACAAACAGUGGUUGAAAAAAUACAAAGAAGACUUGGAAGAAAUAACUAAAUGUAUAGAAAAGAAUUCGGAAUUUAUUCCCCUUGUUUUACGUCAAGCACACUGUAUAUUCGAAAAUGCAUACUCUACUGAAGUACCUUCUCAUUCUGAACAAAAUGUGGGAACCUUGUCAGAGGGUCUCGAUAAAGUUCAAAGUGUAUUCAAACAGCUUAUGCGUGACUGGAGUUCCUUAGGCGCCCUAGAGCGUAAACAGUGUUAUCAACCUAUCUUUGAAGAAAUAUUUGCUAAUUACCCCGAAGACAAAUUCGACAGGAGUAAUAUAAAAGUUCUGGUACCUGGCGCGGGUCUUGGAAGACUUGCUUUCGAAAUAGCUUCGAGAGGUUUCUUCUGUCAAGGAAAUGAAUUCAAUCUCUUCAUGUUAAUCGUAUCGUUUUUUGUACUGAAUCUUUGUAAAAAGGUCGACGAAUAUGAAAUAUAUCCGUGGAUUCAUCAAUAUUGCAACAAUCUCAAAGUGGAAGAUCAAAUGCUUUCAGUCAGAUUUCCUGAUGUAAUUCCUACGCCUACACCGGACAGUGGAUUUUCAAUGACGGCUGGAGACUUUUUAGAAGUUUAUACUCAUAGCGACGAGUGGCAUUGUGUUGCUACUUGUUUUUUCAUAGAUUGCGCCCCUAAUGUCGUUCAAUUUAUAGAAAAAAUAUAUUUGAUAUUAAAACCAGGAGGUUUAUGGGUAAAUCUAGGACCUUUGCUUUACCACUAUUCUGACAUGAAAAACGAGAAAAGUGUUGAACCCAGCUUUCAAGUUGUCAUGCAGGUCAUCAAGAAGGUCGGAUUUGAAUUAGAGAAGUGUGAGACUGAUCUGAAAACGAAAUACUGUCAAAACCCGAAGUCGAUGCUACAAUAUGAAUAUGACAGCGUAUUUUUCGUUUGCAGGAAACCGAUUUCGAUAGAUAACCACGAAACUGAUCCAAUUAACGGAUAUUGUGAUAUAGAAAGUAGCUUCAGUUCUUAAAAAAAUGUAUCUUAUUGGUGUCACAACAUGAUUAGAUUCUAGCACACUUCAAAAUAUCCAACGAUUAUUACUAGUGACUAGUCAAGUUGGUAAACGUAAUGUGGCAAUAAUUAUUUUAUAAGUGUGUCACUAGAUCGUUACCUUUUUAUGUGCCUUGUUAAUUUUAUUUGCAGAAUUGAAAUCAGAGUUAUCCUAUAGUGGAAUCAACAUUAAGAUAGUAUGCAAGGUGACUAGAAACAAGAGAUGAUCUAUUUCAAUGUAAUGUAAUGCAGUUUGAAAAUACAUUGUUAACACGUUGAACCCUGGUGCAGUCCAUAGGCGCCUAACUAUACUUUCCCCACAGUCCAAAGCGGUAUUUUGUUUGAAACCUCCUCCGAAGCCCAAGGGACCAUAUUUAAAUAUGCUAUACAGUUUGUUUGUACCGUCCAGGAUCCUUGAAACAUUACCCCACACUUGGUCCAUUUGAUAUUUUUUAUAAUCUUCAACUCCUUUGUAUUCUAUUUGAUUAGAAUUUAAAAUUUUUGUUACCUAUACCUGGUUAAUUUUUUUAAGGGUAUAAAAAAAAUUAAAUUAUUGGAUUAUUCAAUCAAGGGGUUUAAAGAUGACAUCUGUUGCGAGGAUUAUGGAAAAUUUCGACAUGUCAUAAAUUAAACUAGUCUUAUUAACCUUUUAGAACGAGCUCAGGUAUAAUUGAGUCACUUAAUAUUUUUUUUACACAUAUUUCAAAAUGAUUCAGCAAAAAAUAAACAGUAGAUAAGUAAAUAUGAACUCAACCAAAAGCAUUAUUUUUAAACUCAUAAAUUAUAAAUUUCACUUUUUAAAAACUUUAUUACCACAACAAAAUACAAGCUUCAAUUUUACUUAAUGAACUCAAUUAAUUCAAACGAUUAUAUUAACAAGAUUCAUUAAAAUGAUAUUUACAAAACUUCUAUUUAUAUUAGAUUAAUUGCUGAACAAUUUUUAAGUAAAAUGAUCUUUUUAAUUUUUAAAGUAGUUCGGUUUUUCUAGAUGUAACUCAUAACUCGUCUACUAUAUUUCAAAACAUUUUUGUACACUUUACAUAAAACCAAAAAUCAUUUUAUAGGAAAUAUAAUAAUAAAAAGAUUUAUUUAGAAUAAUUAGUGCAAAAAAUGGAAGUUUUUUGUGUGCGGUUCCUAGGAACACAUUGGACACUGGGAAAAGUUAAGCCGUAAACUUUCCAUUUUUAGGGGAAGGUUUAUCAAUUUUAAUUGAGGCUCAAUGUAUUUUAAGAAGACUAUUACCUUUCUAAUUAAAAUUUGGUUCAUUGUAUAAAUAGUUUACUAUAAACAAUAAUCAAAACGUGUCAAAUUAAGGGCAGAUAAGUGCAAAAAUCAAAAUUAUUUUCAAAGAUAUUUAAUCUUCUUCUUCUGCCUCUUUCAAUAGAACCGGGUCAUGUUCAAUCCUGUACGUUUGACCCUCUUCCUGAAAAGCUGAACACCAGAUCUCGUAUCACCUCUUUGGUUGUCUGAGUGUCUUCGGUCUCUGAGUUUUAGUCCACUUUGCCCAUCCGUAUUCUGGCAUUAUUUCUACGUGAUCCCUCCAGAAUCCCUUUUCGUGCCCUGACGCAUCUCACCACAUCCUGUACCCCCAAUUCUUCUCUUAUGUCAUCACUCCUUAUUCGCUCCCUGAGGGUGACUCCCUUGAUGGUUCGCUUGAUGAUGAUGACAUAAAAUCAUGUAACACUCGGUUAAUUGUAAAAUAAACAGAGCUCAUUAACUUAUUUUAUGAAAAUAGUGGAGUCAUAUGAUUUUUGACUUUGGAAACCUCUUCUUGUCUUUUUAUAAAGACAUAUAGUGCAACAUCGUAAAUCGGGAAUCACUGUGAAAGAAUUGGUCCCGGUUUAUAGAUUUUUCCGUAUUUUAGAUUAUACGAAUAUUUGAAUGCAUUUAUGGUGGCACCAUCUAUCGCGCUAACGAGAAAUCAUAUCGCAUUUCAUAUUAAUGUAAACCGUGGUAGAGGUAUGCAUAAAAUAUAAUAAAAUCGCGAUUAAUACUGCACAAAAAUACAUUUAUUGAAUAAUAAUAAAAAGAUUAAAUACUUUAUAAAAAUAUCCUUCAUGCUAUCAUUAUGUAUGGUGUCGCUAUCUAGAGUCAAAUACAGAAGUUAAAAAUGAGGGCUUAGUGGAAUGCACGCUGGGUUUAGCCGCGAAAGCUUGAAUCGUCUCACAUUCAUUACACAUUUUUAUAAACUGACAGUCUUUAUUCGAAGUAACCGUUUUUCUCAGACGAUAAAGCGUCGCUUUUCUUUUGAACGGCAUUUGAGACCAAAAAUGGAUUUAAUCUAAGAUUUAUAUUUUAUUAAUGUAAAAAAUGUGUUUAAUAUAUUUAGGAGUUAUUUAUACACCACAGGAAAUCCUUAAUUUUACUUAUUGACAAAUAUUCAUGGUAUCCCUUUCUUAUGUUUUGAUCUUAAUUAGAUAUUGAUUAAAAGUAGUGUAAUACUCUCGUUCAAAGUGGUCAGGAAAGUUUCGAUGAAUAUUUUAGUCAUUUGGAUACUAUCUUUGUUGCGUACUGGUUUUUUGUGUGUGUAUUCAAACAAUACAUUUAGUUUGUCCACAUAUACAGUUUUUCUAUCUCAUUAUUAGAAUACAAUUCAUUGGUCUAAAAAUAGUUUUUGUUGUGACAUUGAUAACUAUUACUCAUACUACAUAAAUACUUUUAACGUAAAUGAACAAAUAUUAAGUUUCAGUACUUUGAUAUGGAUUGUUUUUAGUUUCCUGAUAUUAUUUCUGAAAAAUACUAUUAUGUUCCAUAUUUAUUAUUAUACCAUUCACUGUAUUGAAAAGACUUAUAUAUAAUAUUAAAGCUGUUCAAAAACC
This is a messenger RNA of Diorhabda sublineata, 4221 nucleotides long. RefSeq names its product carnosine N-methyltransferase. The transcript has 5 exons. The record is from RefSeq and is a predicted model, not a curated record. Gene Ontology annotation, molecular function: S-adenosylmethionine-dependent methyltransferase activity. NCBI's taxonomy places the organism in Eukaryota, Metazoa, Arthropoda, Insecta, Coleoptera, Chrysomelidae. The coding region runs from base 237 to 1382 and encodes 381 amino acids.